Messenger RNA from Venustampulla echinocandica, 1824 nucleotides. Its product is annotated as putative aldehyde dehydrogenase-like protein C21C3. Lineage: Eukaryota; Fungi; Ascomycota; Leotiomycetes; Helotiales; Pleuroascaceae. Bases 1 to 1824 code for a protein of 607 amino acids. The transcript has 2 exons. Gene Ontology annotation, molecular function: aldehyde dehydrogenase (NAD+) activity. The record is from RefSeq and is a predicted model, not a curated record.
AUGGCACAAGUAGAGCCGCAAACAGAUGGGUUUUUGAUGGGAUGGGAAGAAGGAGAGGUCGAAAAACUCCUCUAUACCGCUGCAGCAAUUGCUACCGUCACCGUCGCCAUCGUUAUAUAUACAGUAUUUGGGAUUAUAGGAUGGAUAUACAAGGAACCGAUAAUCAAGUAUACGAUAGCCACUCCAAAGCGACCAGAAGAUGCGACUAUCUUGGAGAACCCGUCGAUCAAGGCACCCGGUUCGACAGAAAUCCAAUGCUAUGCGCCAGCUACAGGCGAGUUCUUAGGAUUCGUGAAUCCGUCCACCGCUGAGGGAAUCGACCGGGCCAUCGAGAAGACGCAGGCAGCGCAGGAUAAAUGGGUUCGAACGACGUUCAGCCAAAGACGACAAGUUCUACGAUGCAUACAGGCCUUUGUAAUGGAGAACCAGGAGGAGAUCUGCAGGAUUGCGUGUCUCGACUCUGGCAAGACUAUGGUUGAUGCUACGCUAGGAGAGAUUCUUGUGACUGUGGAAAAGCUUCGUUGGACAAUCCUACAUGGAGAGAAGGCAUUGCAGCCAUCUAGGAGGCCUACCAACCUCCUCAUGGCUUACAAGAAGAACACGGUGCAAUAUGAUCCCCUAGGUAUUGUCGCAGCUCUCGUCUCGUGGAAUUACCCCGUUCAUAACCUCAUUGGGCCUAUGAUUUCCGCCAUAUUUUCCGGGAAUGGUAUCAUUGUCAAGGCGUCCGAGAACACGGCUUGGAGCGCUGGCUAUUUUACUCUGAUCGUCAAGGGUGCCCUUCAUGUUUGCGGACACGAUGCCAAUUUAGUGCAAACCGUCAUCACCUGGCCUGAAACGGCAAAUCACUUGACUUGCCACCCAUCAAUUUCCCAUGUCACAUUCAUUGGGAGCCGACCUGUUGCGAAGCUGGUCGCUGCGGCCGCAGCUAAAACUCUCACCCCUAUCGUUCCGGAAUUAGGUGGAAAAGAUGCAGCUGUAAUCCUCGAUACCGCCGAGAAAGAUCUCCCGCGCAUCAUAGAGAUCCUUUUGCGUGGAACGUUCCAAGCCUCUGGACAGAAUUGCAUUGGUAUCGAACGCAUUAUUGCCUGUCCCAAAGUAUAUGACAAACUCGUUUUGGCCCUUGAGCCAAGGAUUCGAGCCUUACGCGUGGGCUCUAUCCUCGACGACAACGAUGUAGAUAUGGGAGCCAUGAUCUCUGGUGCUUCAUUCGACAGACUCGAGAGCCUUAUCCAAGGGGCCGUAAGAGACGGAGCCCGUCUCCUCGUCGGCGGAAAGAGAUACCAACACCCCGUCCACCGCUCCGGCCAUUAUUUCCAACCAACUUUCCUUGUCGAUGUGACGAAAGACAUGGCUAUCGCGAACGAAGAAUGCUUUGGCCCAAUAUGCGUCCUCAUGCGAGCCAAAAACCCCGAAGACUCUUGCGACAUCGCGAACGCGCCCAAUUUCGGACUUGGAGCUUCCGUAUUCGGGGAAUAUGACUGGCCAAUGAAAGCCAUGAUCCGGAAUCUGAGAACGGGAAUGGUAGCGGUGAACGAUUUCGCCGCGUACUACGCUGUGCAGCUCCCUUUCGGAGGCGUGGGCGGGAGUGGAUAUGGCCGGUUUGCGGCUGAGGAGGGGUUGAGGGGGUUGUGUAAUGUUAAGGCCGUCUGCGAGGAUAGGUUCGGGUGGGCCGGGGUCAAAACUGCCAUUCCACCGCGGAUCAGGUAUCCCAUUGCUGAUACGAAGAUGGGAUUUGAGUUCGUCAGGGCAGUCACGGAGAUUGGGUAUGGGAUGGGGGUUAAGGGCCGGGUUCAAGGCUUGAAGAGGAUGUGGAAGAGUUCAUAA